Molecule: messenger RNA, 372 nt
Organism: Miscanthus lutarioriparius
Lineage: Eukaryota; Viridiplantae; Streptophyta; Magnoliopsida; Poales; Poaceae
Source: the annotation of a GenBank genome assembly
AUGACGAGGAAGACUACCACUAGAUGCGCCUCGCGCUCACCAUCUUCGUGCCGGACCACGCGGGGCUCGUCGACACGGACUCCGUCUAGAUCCGCGCGGCCGAGCUCAUCAGCGUCGGCGCCCACGGAGGACACGACGGCGGGUAUAGGAGCGACUGACGAGGUUGCAUCGUCACAGCCCCCGAAGCUGCCAAGUUGCAGGCACUGGAGCUGGGCAUCGACACCUCUGUCAUCUCUUCCUGUUGCCGCUGAGGUGGAGUGGCUAAAUCACAACAUACAGCAGCGCAUUGCAGCGCCCAACCCCAAUUCUGAACUUCGCAAGGCCAAGCCGAAGAGAACUCAUGAAGCGAUAGCUACUUCAUUAGAAAGGUGA